This is a messenger RNA of Brassica oleracea var. oleracea, 516 nucleotides long. RefSeq names its product protein NIM1-INTERACTING 2-like. Bases 82 to 447 code for a protein of 121 amino acids. Lineage: Eukaryota; Viridiplantae; Streptophyta; Magnoliopsida; Brassicales; Brassicaceae. The record is from RefSeq and is a predicted model, not a curated record. The transcript has a single exon. Gene Ontology annotation, biological process: regulation of systemic acquired resistance.
UUUAACAAAAUAAAUAUAUCAGCAAAAUAAGUAUUUUCCGGUCUGAACUGUACGACGCCGUUGAAGUUUCUUGUGCCUAACAUGAGCUCGGAGAUGAAAGAGGAACGCCGCGAAGAAGAUAACGGUAAAGCUUGUGGUGAUGAGUACAGAGGGAAAUCGUCAACAGAAGUUGUACGUACGGUGACGGAGGAAGAGGUGGAUGAGUUUUUCAAGAUAUUACGGAGACUACACGUGGCGACACGGAUUGUGGCGAGAGUUAACGGCGGUGACGCUGAACGUGAGUUACCUUCUAAGAAGAGGAAACGGAUUCAGAGUCUUGGCCUGAGGAGCUCAUUGGAUACUAACGAAGUUCAAGAUGGAGAAUCAGAUGGAAUAAAUCGGGUCGGGCUACGGAAUUUGGGUUUGGAUCUUAACUGUCAACCGGAACCCGAAGCAGUUAAAAUGUAAUCCUUCUUCAUAACUAAAAUAUUGUUCCAGUAAUCUAUUUUCAAUAUAACUACAAUAUUUUUUUAUUAG